UGUGGUCCUCAGUUUGGAGUGCGGGGGAUUAAAUUGUUCCGGGUGGGAGGUAAGGAGAUGUGGCGCUGCUGAGCGGGGUGAGCCUUUCAUCCUUAACGCGUGGGCUUGCGUCCCCUCUCCGUUUCCAGCUUCUUUGUCAGCUCUUCUUAUUACCCUUCCUCCUUUCUCACUGCCCCAGCUCUUGGAUUAUAUUUUUUGCUGCUGUCUUUAGCUUUUUGUUGUCCAUACUGUAGUUUAGGGUACCCCCCCAAAAUUAUGAUGUUAUUUGGGAAGCUGGACAUGGAGGCCCCCAUCGGGUGCGUUACGCCUAAGGGACGUCACUAGAGCACUGGGGUAUUUGUUCACUCUUCUCAUAAUGGGACAGUAAUUCCAAAUUUCUUCACACCCUUCACCCUGUGGGCAGCCCCUAAAUUUGCUUUCCAAACUGAUGUCACAAACAGGAGACUGCUCCUUUUCCACCAUUCUUGAAAUGUAGUCACUUCUGGUGUAGGAUGUUGUGGAAAGAAAACCACCACAGUAAUUGGCGUUUUUGUUAUCGUUUUGUCUUUGACUGUCCCUGAUUAUUAGAUGGAGAAAUCCUUUUUUUGUUUCUCCCCAUCCACCUCCCACUGCCCAUAUUUUGCUUUGGGGAUAUUUGAUGUAAUGUAACUUGACGGGAGGUGAUGAGGAUCAGUGACAACCAGCAUUAAUAGACAACUGAAACGUUUUGACUGGGAAUGGGUUGAUAAAACUGCUUUGAGAUCCUACACCAUUGUCUUUAAAGGUUAGACUAUGCCAGUGAUUAUUUCCGUUAUGAACAGGAAGUAUUUCUGGCAUGAAACUAAUGAUGAAAGACCUUAAAACGUACUGUUUGUUUUUUAUUUUUAAAAUUCCCUCCAUAUUAAACAUGUCCUAACUGGGAAGUACUCUUUUUAAAAAUUAGAUCCAAGUUCAUGGGAAGGAGAUGAAGGGGUCAUUACCACAAAACAUCUAGGGGAAUUAGUCACUCUGUUAGAGGUAGUAAGCCUUACCCCAAUCCAGCUUCAGAGUUUCUGAAUUGUUUCUCAUAUUAGAUUGUAAGCUCCCUGAGGGCAGCAACCAAGUCAUAUUGCUUUUGUAUUUUCUAAAGUACUGGACACAGUAGAUACUCAAUAAAUACUUGUUAUUUAUUUUUUUCUGUAAAAUUUCUCUGGCUAUUUUUUUAAGUAGCUGGUUUUCAAAAAAUGGUUAAGGGCACUCCUGUGUUGAAACCUGUAUUUGUUCCCUCACUAGUCCCUUGGUCUCCGAUACUUCUCACCUAUUUCCCUUAAACAUUUUAAUUUUUUUAAGAAAGAAUAUUUAACAAGCUUCCUCACCUCCACUGUGAUAACUCUGGGUAUGUGUCUGUGCUUGCGACUGAAAGGCUACUAAUUUUGUGACCUCCCAGUGAUCCAUCCCAGGUCACUUACCUGUUGCUCAGUGUUGUUACUACCUAGGUGGUAAAAUUUUCUUAGUUGUAUUUUUCAAAGCACCUGUAAGAGAAAAAUAGAAAUUAAUAGCAAGAAUGAUCAGGAGGAUUUUCCCCCCUUUUCCUGAGUGAUUAUGCAGCUUCCAAGAUGACUUUUAAUAUAUUUACAUGGAUUGGUACAGUAUAUGCAGUCAUCCACAUAGCUAACUAGUCAUGCAAUCCAUAGCUGUAGUGUAAAUCAUGCUCACAAAUUGAAAUCAUAUGUAGAGUAGAAAGCAGUUGAUAGUUGUAAGUUACAGGAGUGGCUACCCUCAUAUUAGAAACUAGAUCUUAGAGCCAAUUAUUAGCAUAAUGGUUUUCAUCUAAUUUUAAUUCUUUUUUUGCUUUGAUUUGAAUCCAGGGGUACUUGGUUAAACAACACUGUUUUUUGUUUGUUUGUUUUUGCAAAUUAAGUGUUGAAACUUUACUAUAAUGCCAGCCUGGGAAACUUGACUACUGUGUAGCAAAUAAUCUUCUAUUGGCUAGAAUAUUUUUAGGUCUUUGUGUGCACAUGUGUGUAAGGGGAGAGGUUAGGGUUAAAAAUUAGUCCCUUAAAACUCUUUCUUAGUGAUAGAGGAUGUAGAAUUCUUAAUUCUUAAUGACUGCAUCACAAAACAAAGACCUAUGCAACCUAUUGACCCAACCUGGUGAAGAAUUUACCCAUAAAGAAGUCAACUUUUUUUGUGAUCCAAGAAACAGGUUACUUCCCUAAUAGUUAAUCCUUCAAUAUUUCUUUAGGAGUCCACUCUCCCUCUCCCUCAAAUCCAGCAGUCUUCUGAGCAGUCUAGAAUUACUGCUUGGUUAAUAGAGUAUUAACCAAAAAAUAAAUAAGUGAGCAUAAAAGCAUAAACUUGCACUCAUUGGAAGGGAAUAAAGCAAUGCAGAGUAACCUCUUAUUUUGAGCACUCCAUCAUACGAUGAAUGUUUCUUUUGUUUACUAAGUCAUCUUGCCCCACAAUAAUGUCUCGUUUAAACUGAUUUCCCAGAAGCCCGUUCUUCCAAAUAAAACUUUGUGCUAGAUAAUUUAGGUUUGGUACAGAUUUGGUAUUCUCUGUAUAUUAAGGUGAGUGGUGGAGGGUAAUUUUAAUUCUGGUUUCUUGGACUGGGAAUUAGGGGACCAAAAGAAGCAGCAGCAAAAGCAGUGUGUUGGAAUUACCCAGGGAACAGAGAUUGUGGGCAAAGUUGCUGGGGCUAAUAACAUGCCUUGUGGAAGGCUAUGGAAGCCCCCACAGCCUGCUGAGAGAUAGAAACUUAAAGGAAAAAGAGGCUAGACUUGAGCUUAUGCUUUUUCAAAUGAUGGAGGUCACAUGCAACUCAAGUUAAAGGGUUGUAAGGCAGGUAAGGUUGUUUUUAUAGGUGAACUGAGUACAGUAUUUAAAAUUUUUUUUAUUUGGAGUGUAGACUAAUCCCCUUCCUGGAAGACUUGUUUCCAGGCUUCGAUUAUCUUUCCUUAUGUCAAGCGGACUGUAGAUAUUUUUACCUAUGUAGAAGGCUUUUGAUUAACAUUGUUUACUAUCAAGAUAGCAAAAUUUCAUAAAACCUGCUUAUAGGGGACUAGUAACCAAACUGUGCCCAUAACUUAAACACCAUUAUUUAACACAUACUUUAUACAUCUUAUUAUACAAAAUGGAUUAACAUACAUAGUUCCAUAAGGAAUUUGUCAAACUAAAUAUGUCUGAAGAACAGGUGAAUACUCUUGGUUUGUUUCUUUGAAGGAAUGAAAGUGUUCAGUGAAGGUGCUGAUGAAAGAGGUUGAAAACAUAUUUUGCCCACAUUUAACAUCUAAACUUUUUUUUUUAAUCUUUCAGCAUUCUACCUUGUAAAUACUGUUAUUUGUAUAUACUGUAAAUGAUGACAUCGGUGGGCACUAACCGAGCCCGGGGAAACUGGGAACAACCUCAAAACCAAAACCAGACACAGCACAAGCAACGGCCACAGGCCACUGCGGAACAAAUUCGACUUGCACAGAUGAUUUCAGACCAUAAUGACGCUGACUUUGAGGAAAAGGUGAAACAAUUGAUUGAUAUCACAGGCAAGAACCAGGAUGAAUGUGUCAUUGCUUUGCAUGACUGCAAUGGAGAUGUCAAUAGAGCCAUCAAUGUACUGCUGGAAGGAAACCCAGAUACGCAUUCCUGGGAGAUGGUCGGGAAGAAGAAGGGAGUCUCAGGACAGAAGGAUGGUGGCCAAAUGGAAUCCAACGAGGAAGGCAAAGAAAAUCGAGACCGGGACAGGGACUAUAGUCGGAGACGUGGUGGGCCACCAAGACGGGGAAGAGGUGCCAGCCGUGGACGAGAAUUUCGGGGUCAGGAAAAUGGAUUAGAUGGCACCAAGAGUGGAGGGCCUUCUGGAAGAGGCACAGAAAGAGGCAGAAGAGGUCGUGGACGAGGCAGAGGUGGUUCUGGUAGGCGGGGAGGAAGGUUUUCUGCUCAAGGAAUGGGAACCUUUAACCCAGCUGAUUAUGCAGAGCCAACCAAUACUGAUGAUAACUAUGGCAAUAAUAGCAGCAGUACGUGGAACAACACUGGCCACUUCGAGCCAGAUGAUGGGACGAGACUUGAUUUCAUUGGGGUUGAGGGGUCAAAUUAUCCCCGAAAAUUUGAGACUGCUCCUGGUGCAUGGAGGACUGCAACAGAGGAGUGGGGAACUGAAGAUUGGAAUGAAGAUCUUUCUGAGACCAAGAUCUUCACUGCCUCUAAUGUGUCUUCAGUGCCUCUGCCUGCAGAGAAUGUGACAAUCACUGCUGGUCAGAGAAUUGACCUUGCUGUUCUGUUGGGGAAGACACCAUCUUCAAUGGAGAAUGAUUCGUCUAGUCUGGAUCCAUCUCAGGCUCCUUCUCUUGCCCAGCCUCUGGUGUUCAGUAACUCGAAGCAGAGUACCAUAUCACAGCCUGCUUCAGGGAACACAUUUUCUCAUCACAGUAUGGUGAGCAUGUUAGGGAAAGGAUUUGGUGAUGUCAGUGAAGCUAAAGGUGGCAGCACCACAGGCUCUCAGUUCUUGGAGCAAUUCAAGACUGCUCAGGCCCUGGCUCAGUUGGCAGCUCAGCAUUCUCAAUCUGGAACCACCACCACCUCCUCUUGGGACAUGGGCUCUACCACACAAUCCCCAUCGCUGGUGCAGUAUGGUGAGAAAAAUGAUUUGAAGAACCCAAAUGAUUCAACAGUGCACAGCCCCUUUACAAAGCGCCAGGCUUUUACCCCAUCUUCAACCAUGAUGGAGGUGUUUCUUCAGGAGAAGCCACCUGCAGUGGCUACCUCCACAGCUGCACCUCCACCCCCCUCUUCUCCUCUGCCAAGCAAAUCCACCUCGGCUCCACAAAUGUCUCCUGGGUCUUCAGACAACCAGUCCUCCAGCCCUCAGCCGGCUCAGCAAAAACUGAAACAGCAGAAGAAAAAAGCCUCCUUGACUUCUAAGAUUCCUGCUCUGGCUGUGGAGAUGCCUGGCUCAGCAGAUAUCUCAGGGCUAAACCUACAGUUUGGGGCAUUGCAGUUUGGGUCAGAGCCUGUCCUUUCUGAUUAUGAGUCCACUCCCACCACGAGCGCCUCUUCAAGCCAGGCUCCAAAUAGCCUCUAUACCAGCACGGCCAGUGAAUCUUCAUCCACAAUUUCAUCUAACCAGAGUCAGGAAUCCGGUUAUCAGAGUGGCCCAAUUCAGUCGACAACCUAUACCUCCCAAAACAAUGCUCAGGGCCCUCUAUAUGAACAGAGAUCCACACAGACUCGGCGGUACCCCAGUUCCAUCUCUUCAUCGCCCCAAAAGGACCUGACUCAGGCAAAGAAUGGCUUCAGUUCUGUGCAGGCCACGCAGUUACAGACCACGCAAUCUGUUGAAGGUGCUACAGGCUCUGCAGUGAAAUCUGACUCACCUUCCACUUCUAGUAUCCCCCCUCUCAGUGAAACGGUAUCUGCAGCUUCCUUAUUGACAACAAACAAUCAGCACUCAUCCUCCUUGGGUGGCUUGAGCCACAGUGAGGAGAUUCCAAAUACUACUACCACACAACACAGCAGCACGUUAUCUACUCAGCAGAAUACCCUUUCGUCAUCAACAUCUUCUGGGCGCACUUCGACAUCCACUCUUUUGCACACAAGCGUGGAGAGUGAGGCGAAUCUUCAUUCUUCCUCCAGCACUUUCUCCACCACGUCCAGCACAGUCUCUGCACCUCCGCCAGUGGUCAGUGUCUCCUCCAGUCUCAAUAGUGGCAGUAGCCUGGGCCUCAGCCUCGGCAGCAACUCCACUGUCACAGCCUCGACUCGAAGCUCAGUUGCUACAACUUCAGGAAAAGCUCCUCCUAAUCUCCCUCCUGGGGUCCCGCCAUUGUUGCCUAAUCCGUAUAUUAUGGCUCCAGGGCUGUUACAUGCCUACCCGCCACAAGUAUAUGGUUAUGAUGACUUGCAGAUGCUUCAGACAAGAUUUCCAUUGGAUUACUACAGCAUCCCAUUUCCCACACCCACCACGCCGCUGACUGGGAGGGAUGGUAGCCUGGCCAGCAACCCUUAUUCUGGUGACCUCACAAAGUUCGGCCGUGGGGAUGCCUCCUCCCCAGCCCCGGCCACUACCUUGGCCCAACCCCAACAGAACCAGACGCAGACUCACCACACCACGCAGCAGACAUUCCUGAACCCGGCGCUGCCUCCUGGCUACAGUUACACCAGCUUGCCAUACUAUACAGGGGUUCCGGGCCUCCCCAGCACCUUCCAGUAUGGGCCUGCUGUGUUUCCUGUGGCUCCUACCUCUUCCAAGCAGCAUGGUGUGAAUGUCAGUGUGAAUGCAUCGGCCACCCCUUUCCAACAGCCAAGUGGAUAUGGGUCUCAUGGAUACAACACUGGUGUGUCAGUCACCUCCAGUAACACGGGCGUGCCAGAUAUCUCGGGUUCUGUGUACUCCAAAACCCAGCAGUCCUUUGAGAAACAAGGUUUUCAUUCCGGUACUCCUGCUGCCUCCUUCAACUUGCCUUCAGCCCUAGGAAGUGGGGGGCCCAUCAAUCCAGCCACAGCUGCUGCCUACCCACCUGCCCCCUUUAUGCACAUUCUGACCCCCCAUCAGCAGCCGCACUCCCAGAUCCUCCACCAUCACCUGCAGCAGGAUGGCCAGCUACCAUAUUUGCAGAUGAUUCUCUGUUGCCAGCGCCAGCAGGAGGAGCAGACGGGCAGCGGGCAACGUAGCCAGACCAGCUCCAUCCCGCAGAAGCCCCAGACCAACAAGUCUGCCUACAACAGCUACAGCUGGGGGGCCAACUGAGGCCCUGACCCUCUCCUUCCUGGUCCCAUCUUCUGAGAGGGCUUCUCAGCCUGGCAACUAUGGAAACAGCAUCAAAGAGAGAGAGGAAUGUGGGGGAGUUCCGCUGCCCCCCCACCCCCAUUGGCCCACCCCAUGACUCAGCUUCAUGUCUGUCCAUUCCCAUACCAUCCCCACUCUGUUGUAUGUAUUAUAGGAUUUGUAUUUUCUUUUUUUUUUUUUUCCUUUCCUUUCCUCCUUCCCCCUUGCAUUCAAGAUUAUGAAACUUUGCUGUGGGCCCUGCCCUUCCUUCUCCUCCUGUUCACCCUGGUGGUGUAUGGGUGAGGUGGGGUGGGGGGACCCCCAAAUAUAUAUCAGCCCAACAGCCCUAUGUCUCCUCCUUUAUUAUUAGGAAGCAAAACAACAACAAAAAAUGGCGUCAUGAAUAUGAACAGCAUUGUCAGAUGGAUUAGUUGAAGUGUUUUUUGUUUUUUGGUUUUUUUUUGUACUGUGUCCUCAAAUUUAAUGGAUUAAUGUGUCUUGUAUAUAUAAAAAGAAAACCUCUACCUUCA
Messenger RNA from Miniopterus natalensis, 7248 nucleotides. Lineage: Eukaryota; Metazoa; Chordata; Mammalia; Chiroptera; Miniopteridae. The record is from RefSeq and is a predicted model, not a curated record.